This is a messenger RNA of Chaetomium globosum CBS 148.51, 999 nucleotides long. RefSeq lists its product as uncharacterized. Gene Ontology annotation, biological process: protein prenylation. The record is from RefSeq and is a predicted model, not a curated record. Gene Ontology annotation, cellular component: cytoplasm. Lineage: Eukaryota; Fungi; Ascomycota; Sordariomycetes; Sordariales; Chaetomiaceae. The transcript has a single exon. The coding region runs from base 1 to 999 and encodes 332 amino acids. Gene Ontology annotation, molecular function: protein prenyltransferase activity.
AUGUCACGAGCUCUGGAUCAAGAAACGGCGGCGUCUCUAAAACGGGGAAAUCCUUUAGACGCCUACCGGGCAAUCGCGCACGCCCUAACACCGCCGGAUGAUGGCCUUCUUGAACUCGAGAUUUUGGGCAAGAAUCACCUUCUCGAGGAAGGCCAAUAUGUUAUUCGGGAUGGGCAUGCCGUCGGCAUCUCGAAACUGGGCCUGGUUCAGGCUUUCAUGGUUGCGAGGCAGAAGCUGAGGGAACAUCUUGACGGGAUCAACCCGCAGACAAGUGACGAAGUGCUCGAAAUGACGACACUCAUUCUGCUCUUUGACCCAGAGUACCUGACGGCCGCCAACUCGAGGAAGCGUGUCAUCCAAAGCGAGAUAGCCACCAGCGGCGCUACACGUUCGAGUCUCGAGAAAGAGAAGCGUUUUCUCGACAGCCUACUGACGAGCAGACUGCACAGGCACACCAAGUCACCCACCCUCUGGAGCCACCGCCGCUGGCUCAUCACCACGCUGGCAUCGGUAAACAUUCCGGUGGACAUCCUUGGCGAUAUGCGGGACGUUAUAUUCGUGGCGGGGGAGAGGCAUCCACGAAAUUACUACGCCUGGUGUCACGCUCGGUUUUUAGUCGGCUUGAGGAGACAUAACCCCCCAGAAGCAUUGGCAGCGGUGCAGGGCUGGUGUUUCCAGCAUCACACCGAUAUAUCUGGCUGGUCGUUUCUCUCCUUCCUCCUCAACGCCGAGGGUACCCCGAGCAGGGAGUCCGGUUGCUCGACGUUCACAGAGGUUCUUAACCUGGCCAACUCGCUUCGGCUGUCUAAUGAGUCGGUCUGGGUGUUCCUGCGAACGCUUGCAGCCUCGCGGCUGGUUGAUGACGAGCAAUACUCCCAGUUCCUCGCCGUCCAAGCAGCCGUUCAUGAGACAUCAACAGCGGCAGACCAGGCCGUGCUACGUGCUGCCGUGAACUGGUGUGAAACGUACCGGCCACGGACACACCCUGCGGGCAGUUGA